Mus caroli (Ryukyu mouse) is the source of this 6189-nucleotide messenger RNA. RefSeq names its product StAR related lipid transfer domain containing 13 (gene Stard13). The record is from RefSeq and is a predicted model, not a curated record. Gene Ontology annotation, biological process: actin cytoskeleton organization; regulation of Rho protein signal transduction; signal transduction. NCBI's taxonomy places the organism in Eukaryota, Metazoa, Chordata, Mammalia, Rodentia, Muridae. Gene Ontology annotation, molecular function: lipid binding; protein binding; GTPase activator activity.
GUAUUUUUAUCUGUUAUUUACAGUCUAGCUCCUUCAGAAGAAUUUGGAAAAGUUCAUAGUUAUAGACAAAGACUGGAAACAAAAAAUACUUGUUUCAAGUAUCAACAUCCUAGUGCAAGACCUAGGUCGCCUCUUUUAACCUCCCUGAUCCUCAGUCUCUUCCUCCUCCUGAUGGGGGUGGUUAAAUGAGCAUUCUACAUAAUAUGUUGGGUAUCAUGCCACAACUGAAAUACCAACAGUAGCCACAUAGAUUUCUUUUAGCAGAAUAUUUGAACAGUUUAUAGGAAGAAAUUUUUGUUUAAAAGAAUAAUCACAGAGACUUUGUGAGCCUUAUAAACCUUUCUCAAAUGGAGUAUGUUAAAGAGGACAUCCCAGAAUAUGCCUUUUGGGAAAAGGGCAACAUCUCAACAAAUAAAGGAAGAGAGAACAUUAUGUUGUCAGGAUAUAUUGUUAGCUCCCAAAUAACCUAUUCCCUGUUUAUUAACUACCACAAUUAUUGUAAGUGUUUAUAUCUGGUCGAACCAUAAAGUACCUUUGCGUGCUGUCAAACUUUUUCCCUUUCUGCGACAACUCAGGUGAAGUGUAGCCACGUUUAACUGUGCCCUGUGUGCCUGCCCUUGGUCAAGUGCAGUGGGAACAGAGAAUAAACAGAUAAUGGGGGUCAUAGAUGCCUGCAAGUCAACUUCAGAGAAAGCCAGCCAAGGCCACAAGCACCCAGGCCUGUUUGCAUGGCUGAUUUGUCCAAGGCUAUUUACUUACCUAGACACCCUAAGGUCUGUCUUAGAGUAACAGAAUGACCUUUAAAGACACGACUUUACUCAGGGCCCACGUUCCGGCAUCACACCUUUAUCUUGCUUCUGUUAGAACUGGAUCACAAAACAGGGAGCAAUUAGAAACGUUACACUUCAUCCCCAAAUUGAGAAAGAAUGCAUCGGGGCUGGCCCAAGGGACCAAGAGGCAACAGCUGAGCCUGUGGUUUUGUGGAGAUUCUUAGCCUGCUAUGUCAGAGACCACACUAUGAAGUCAUGUCAACCACUGGGAUCAAGGCUCAUCAACAAAGCUUUCCGAGCAACACAAGAGUCAGAUAAACCUCAGCAUUCCAUGCUAUUCCCUGGCACUCACAGGGGGUUUCCUUCAUCUAGUUGGCGUAGGUGUGGCCAUUGUCUACCCUCAGGCAGCCAUGACAGAAGGACAAGGCUUAUCUUCUCUGGAGUCUGUGACACUAUCCCAGUGGCAUGGGUGUCUCUGAUUAUAUGUACUGCAUCAGAGUUUCAUUUCCCAAAUCACAAGAUUCUCAGCCCUCUGAAAAGACUGUCAGAGCGCCUUCCUCAUCCCGAAAUCGAGGCGAAGGAAGCAUGUGACUGGCUCCGAGCUGCCGGGUUCCCACAAUACGCUCAGCUGUAUGAAGAUUCGCAGUUCCCCAUCAACAUUGCAGCCGUCAAAAAAGACCAUGACUUUCUUGAAAGGGACCUGGUAGAACCUCUUUGCAGACGACUUAAUACGUUGAACAAGUGUGCCUCAAUGAGACUUGAUGUGAACUUCCAAAGGAAAAAGAGAGAAGUGCUGAGGGCCCACACUAAGGAAAUCAGAGCGAAGACACAAACCUGGAAAUUGAUUUGUAAAACAGUUCCAUGUUGGAAAUUGAUUGGGAAAACAGUUCCAUGUUGGGUCUUCGUGAUGAUCAAGGGUGACGACUCAGAUGAGGAAGACCUGUGCAUCAGCAACAAAUGGACUUUCCAGAGAACCAGCCGCAGAUGGUCCCGUGUGGAUGACCUGCAUACGCUUUUCCCCGUGGCAGACAGAAACGGGUCCCCAGGAGGCCCUAGGAUGAGAAACACAGCCAGCAGUGAGAGCGUGCUCACGGAUCUGAGUGAGCCAGAGGUCUGCUCUAUUCACAGCGAAAGCAGCGGGGGCAGCGACAGCCGCAGCCAAUCAGGGCAUCAUCCUGCUGACAGUACGCAUGCGCUGGAGGCCACCCUGGGCAGUAGCAGCCUCCCACAGUCUACCCGAGAGGGUCUCAGCCAGUCUUUUCACCCCAAGAAUGAGAAACCCACCAGGACCAGGGCCAAGUCCUUUCUGAAACGCAUGGAUACCCUGAGAGUGAAGGGCGCACUCGGGAGGUAUAAGGGGCCAGGGCGGACAGGAGGCCUGGUCAUCAGUAGGCCUGUGCUGCAGCAGGAACCGGAGUCCUUUAAAACCAUGCAGUGUGUCCAGAUACCCAACGGAAAUCUGCAGACCUCACCUCCAGCUGCCUGCAGGAAAGGCCUCCCAUGCUCCAGUAAGUCAAGUGGUGAGAGCAGCCCCCUGGAGAACAGCAGCACAGUGAGCACUCCGUGCAUGAAGGAACGCAAGUGCCACCACGAGGCCAACAAGCGCGGCGGCAUGUACCUGGAGGACCUGGAUGUGCUGGCAGGGACGGCAUUACCAGAUACGUCAGACCAAAACCACGUGCAUGGGUUUCACUCCCAAGAAAACUUGGUGGUCCACAUUCCCAAGGAUCACAAACCAGGAACGUUCCCCAAGGCACUUUCUAUAGAAAGCCUCUCACCCACAGACAACAGCAAUGGGGUUAACUGGAGGACCGGAAGUAUCUCUCUGGGUAGGCAACAGGGCCCUGGCAUGAGGGAACCCAGACUCAUGUCUUCCUGCCACAGGGCCAGCCGUGUCAGUAUCUAUGACAAUGUCCCCAGCUCGCACCUGUAUGCCAGCACAGGAGAUCUGUUGGACCUAGAGAAAGACGGCCUCCUUCCACAGCUGGAUGACAUCCUACAGCAUGUCAAUGGCAUACAAGAGGUAGUGGAUGACUGGUCAAAAAACAUCUUACCUGAACUGCAAAGUCACGGCACAUUGGCAGGGGAUCCUGGUCUGUCCCCAUUCCCAUCUCCCAAUCAGGUCACUUUAGAUUUUGAAGGCAACUCUGUCUCAGAAGGUCGGACAACACCUAGUGAUGUGGAAAGGGACAGGACUUCUCUGAAUGAAUCGGAGGCCACUGGGGUCAGAGAAAGAAGGGAUUCUGGUGUGGGGGCCUCUCUGACCAGACCAAACAGACGACUAAGGUGGAGCAGCUUCCAGCUCUCACACCAGCCCCAGCCAUCUCCAGCCACCCCACACAUUAGCAGCCAGACUGCCGCCCAGCUGAACCUGCUCCAGCGCUUCUCCCUGCUUCGUCUUACGGCCAUCAUGGAGAAGUACUCUAUGUCCAACAAGCACGGCUGGACCUGCCUGUCUGCACAGAGCACCCCAGGGGCCUUGCAUGACCUGGUUUCUGUGAAUUCCAGGUCCGUUCCAAAGUUCAUGAAGAGGAUCAAAGCUCCUGACUACCGAGACAAGGCUGUCUUCGGUGUUCCACUCAUAGUCCACGUUCAGAGAACAGGACAGCCCCUGCCUCAGAGCAUCCAACAAGCACUGAGGUAUCUACGUAGCAACUGUCUGGAUCAGGUGGGUCUUUUCCGCAAGUCAGGAGUGAAGUCUCGAAUCCAUGCCCUCCGUCAGAUGAAUGAGAACUUCCCUGACAAUGUGAGCUAUGAAGACCAGUCUGCAUAUGACGUGGCAGAUAUGGUGAAGCAGUUCUUCCGGGACCUCCCUGAGCCCCUGUUCACCAACAAGCUCAGCGAGACCUUCCUCCACAUCUAUCAGUAUGUCCCCAAAGAGCAGCGGCUGCAGGCCGUGCAGGCGGCCAUCCUGCUGCUGGCUGACGAGAACCGGGAGGCCCUGCAGACUCUCCUGUGCUUCCUGCAUGACGUAGUAAACUUGGUGGACGAGAAUCAGAUGACGCCCAUGAAUCUGGCCGUGUGCCUGGCCCCCUCCCUCUUUCACCUAAACUUACUGAAGAAAGAAAGCUCCCCAAGAGUCAUCCAGAAGAAGUACGCCACUGGGAAGCCAGAUCAGAAGGACCUCAAUGAAAAUCUAGCUGCAGCUCAGGGGCUGGCCCACAUGAUCACGGAAUGCAACCGACUCUUUGAGGUUCCACAGGAGAUGGUGGCCCAGUCUCGGGACUCCUACUUAGAGGCUGAAAUCCAUGUCCCCAGCCUGGAAGACUUGGGAGCACAGCUGGCGGAGAAUGGGGCAACUUUUUACACGUACCUGGAGCAUCUCAUCCAAGGCCUCCAGAAAGAGGCUAAGGAGAAAUUCAAGGGAUGGGUCACAUGUUCCAGCCCUGACAACACAGACCUUGCUUUCAAAAAGGUGGGCGAUGGGCACCCGCUGAAGCUGUGGAAAGCAUCUGUGGAGGUGGAGGCACCACCCUCCGUGGUGUUGAAGCGUGUGCUGAGAGAACGUCACCUGUGGGAUGAGGACUUUGUGCAGUGGAAGGUGGUGGAAAAUUUGGACAAACAAACGGACAUCUACCAGUACGUGCUAAACAGCAUGGUUCCACAUCCCUCCAGAGACUUCCUGGUGCUCAGGACCUGGAAGACUGAUCUGCCCAAAGGAAUGUGCACCCUGGUGUCCCUGUCUGUGGAGUACAAAGAAGCCCAGCUCAUGGGUGACGUGAGGGCGGUGGUGAUGGAUUCUCAGUACCUGAUAGAACCCUGCGGUUCUGGCAAGUCCAGGCUGACGCACAUCUGCAGAAUAGACCUGAAGGGCCACUCCCCAGAAUGGUACAGCAAAGGCUUUGGAUACCUCUGUGCCGCACAAGUUGCCAGAAUUAGGAACUCUUUCCAGCCUCUCAUUGCUGAGGGUCCAGAAACAAAAAUCUAAGCUUUCCCCAGCAUGACAUCAAACUCAGGGAAGAAGAAGGGAAAAUAACACUCACAGUGUGGCAAGUGCACGCAUGUGCAGGAAUGUCGCAGUGGGAUCCGGAGAUCACGGAAACCGUGGAGCCUGUUCCUAGCCUGCCUAGAGAUGGCUAAUCCCUACUAAUAUAAUGUCUCAGAACUUUUAUCUAUACUGCGUAAAAUUAAAUGGGUUAUUUCUUCCGCGUUGCCUAACUUGCUAUUUAAAGGCUUCUAAGAAGCGUGUCUUAGCUGUAAAUAAAUGUACUGUAGCACUUGUAUAUGUAUGUAUAUCUCCCUUUACUGUAUAUAUGUAAAAUACCAGUUUUAUAUAUAAUUCAGUGUCUGACUCUGUGAGUCUCCUCACAUGGCACUUCCCAGGUUGCUGUAGACGUCCGUCCGUGUCCCAUCCCGACCUGUCCCGCCAGCUGAGCAGAGCCUGCUGACAAACACCAAAGUGUGAAACGUAUAGUCUGUCAGCCUGCCCAGGCUUACCCAAAGAUUAGCUAACCAAAGAAAAAUAGAGUUGAGAGCUUCUUCCAUGGGUUGGCCUCUUAUUUCUGAUGUUUAAAGACUGGAGCAGGAUAUUGAUAUAAAUUGAGGGAUAUAAUAUUUGCUUCUCUUUAACGCAAAGCAGCAGGUGAGAGGUUAUUGCCAAAUCCAAGGCUACACCUUGCAUUGCCUCUGGGCCCACUCUGUGCAGUUUGACUGAGAUGUCAGGUGACUGCUGGAGCUGGCACCCGGGACUGAAAUAGAACUGGCAUCACCCACCUUCUACAUAGGGGUAAACCGUGGAAUCUGUCCACAGAGCCAAAGGGAGCCCCCAUAUCCUCUUGAGAUUCAGUUCUCAUAGUGCUUUUUAACCAUCUAUUUGACCAGUGGCCUAUGUGGCCACAGUUUUUUUUUAACAUGUUCUUGCACUGACCUUGACUCUGGACACCAGAGUGAGAUGAUGGUCCAUUGAGUGUCCAGGGUCAUCACAGCUUCAGGGAAUUCCACGUAUGCUAUAGAUGACGCUUGUAAAAUCUAAGCCAUUAAAAAUCUUGCGAUCUAAAAAACAGGAUUUUAAACAAAAGGCCAAACUGUAUCAUUAGUUUUUGUUACCAAACCCAUGUUUCUUCAUGGCACCAGCACCUGGGCGUUGGACCCCAACCUUAUUUAUUAUUGUAUAGACUGAGCAAACUGGCUUCCCUUAACCAAGUGAGGAUGGAGUUAUUUUUUUUAUUGUGAUACAACAUCUGUAGAGAGAUAACUUAUUAUGUUUGGCCUCCAGGAAAGAUUGUCUUAGGUUGUCUAAACAGAGAUUCAGCAACUGGUGUCAGAAGACGAGGAAAAAAAACAAAUGUAUAUUUCCCCGGUUUUUGUUGCUGUUGUGUUAUAUACACUAAUGCGGUGUUUUCUUUUAUCUGUGUUGUGCAAUUGUUUUAUUGGGAGGAAUAAAGAUGUUUUCUGUAUAUUUGGUAUAGCACAGGGAAAA